Molecule: messenger RNA, 6675 nt
Organism: Talaromyces marneffei
Lineage: Eukaryota; Fungi; Ascomycota; Eurotiomycetes; Eurotiales; Trichocomaceae
Exons: 3
Coding region: 1-6675 (2224 amino acids)
Biological process (GO): DNA replication proofreading; DNA replication; leading strand elongation
Cellular component (GO): epsilon DNA polymerase complex; nucleus
Molecular function (GO): zinc ion binding; single-stranded DNA 3'-5' DNA exonuclease activity; nucleotide binding
Source: RefSeq, a predicted model, not a curated record
AUGCCUUCACGCAAGCCCAGCAAGUAUGGAAAUAACAAGUUUCGCUCGAGCACGGCCUUCUUCAACCCAAAACGCGCAAAAACGGUAGAAUUCAACACCCUUCGUUCCACAGAAGCCACUUCGCAGGAUGAGAAAUUCGAGGCUAUCCGGCUGGCCAACAGCAUCGAUGAGACGAUGGGCUUUCCGCGAUUCGAGGCGGGCGAAAAGAGAGCAGGAUGGCUGAUAAAUAUGCAUAGCACCACGGUCGAAGACCCGAAUAUCCCUGGUGGUCGAGCCGGAGUGGACUUUUAUUUCCUGGAUGACGAUGGCAACAACUUCAAGGCUACGGUGGAAUACGAUCCAUAUUUUCUCAUCGCUGUCAAGGGUGGACGAGAACAAGAAGUUGAGGAGUGGUGUCGAAGGAUACUGGAAGGUGUUGUCAAAGACGUCCGCAGGGUUGUGAGGGAAGACUUGCAAAUGCCCAACCAUUUACUGGGAAACCGGAGGACAUUUUUGCGCCUCAGCUUCGCCAACGUUGGCAAUCUACUGGAAGCGCGAAAGUUGCUUAUGCCGAUUGCAGAGAAGAAUAAAAAGAAUGUGACGGCUAUGGAUACAUAUGCUGAGAUGGCCAGGACUUCUGCUGGCUUCGAUCUCUUUGACGACGAACUUGACGGAUCACGACCUAAUGCCACCUUGAAUGCGAGCGAUUUCAUAAUUGAUAUUAGAGAAUAUGAUGUGCCAUAUCAUGUCAGAGUUUCUAUUGAUAAAGAUAUUCGAAUUGGAAAAUGGUAUAAUGUGGAAGCAAAGCACGGAGUUACCAAGUUGACAUGCAUUGAAGAGCGACUUCAAAGAGCCGAUCCUGUAGUUCUCGCAUUUGAUAUCGAGACGACUAAACUUCCCUUGAAAUUUCCGGAUGCAGUAAUCGACCAGAUUAUGAUGAUUUCCUACAUGAUUGACGGCAAUGGUUUCCUCAUUACGAAUCGCGAAAUUGUCUCGGAAGAUAUCAAUGAUUUUGAAUACACGCCCAAGCCAGAAUACAGCGGACCGUUUGUGAUCUUUAACGAACCUGAUGAACGUCAUGUUUUGGAGCGUUUUUUCAGUCAUAUCAAAGAGGCAAAGCCGACAGUUAUUGCAACUUACAACGGUGACUUUUUCGAUUGGCCUUUUGUCGAAGCCCGUGCAAGUGUCCUGGGUAUUGAUAUGUAUGCUGAGAUCGGCUUCAAAAAGAACAGUGAGGACAUCUACCAAAGCGAUCAUUCUGCUCACAUGGACUGCUUUGCAUGGGUCAACCGAGAUAGUUACCUUCCCCAGGGUAGCAGAGGUUUGAAAGCCGUCACCGUCGCAAAGCUAGGAUACGAUCCAGACGAGCUGGAUCCGGAACUUAUGACUCGAUACGCUAGUGAGCGACCACAAACACUUGCUGAAUAUUCAGUGUCCGACGCCGUUGCGACAUACUACCUUUAUAUGAAAUAUAUUCAUCCUUUCAUCUUCUCUCUCUGCACCAUCAUUCCGUUGAACCCGGAUGACGUCCUUCGAAAAGGAACAGGUACACUGUGUGAAAUGCUUCUCAUGGUUCAAGCAUAUAAGGGCGAGAUCAUUCUUCCUAACAAGCAUAAGGACCCGCCGGAAUCAUUCUACGAAGGCCACCUUCUUGACUCUGAGACCUAUGUCGGUGGUCACGUUGAGAGUAUUGAAGCUGGUGUCUUUCGUAGCGAUAUACCUGUCAACUUCGCUGUAGACCCCAAAGCUAUUGAUGAGCUACUACAAGAUCUCGAUGCAGCCCUGAAAUUCAGCAUCGUAGUGGAGGAAAAGAAGUCAUUGGAAGACGUCACUAAUUACGAAGAAGUGAAAGCUCAGAUUGUUGAGCGGUUAGAGAGUUUGAAGGCAACACCAAACCGCAGCGAACGACCACUGAUAUACCAUCUUGACGUUGCUUCAAUGUAUCCAAACAUUAUGACAACGAAUCGGUUACAACCCGACUCUAUGAAACAGGAAUCUGACUGUGCAGCAUGCGACUUCAAUCGGCCAGGCAAGACUUGUGACCGUCGACUUCCUUGGGCAUGGCGUGGUGAAUUCUUACCAGCCAAGCGAGACGAAUAUAACAUGAUUCGGCGAGCUGUCGAGAAUGAAAGGUUUCCCGGCAAACACAAAAACGCACCUAUGCGUCACUUCAGAGAUAUGCAAACUGAAGAGCAAGCUGCCAUUAUCAAGAAACGAUUACAAGAAUAUAGCAAGAAGAUCUAUCACAAAAUCCAUGACAGCAAGACGAUAGAGAAGGAGGCGAUUAUAUGUCAACGAGAAAAUCCCUUUUACGUGGACACAGUCCGUGACUUCCGUGACCGAAGAUACGAUUUCAAAGGAAAACAAAAGGUGUGGAAGGGCAAGACGGAAUCAUUGAAAGCUGCCGGUGCCUCCAAUGCUGAAAUUGAUGAAGCGAAGAAGAUGAUUGUCCUUUUUGAUUCUCUUCAGCUAGCGCACAAAGUCAUCUUGAACAGUUUCUAUGGUUAUGUCAUGCGAAAAGGCUCACGCUGGUACUCAAUGGAAAUGGCUGGCGUGACCUGUCUCACAGGCGCUCGUAUUAUCCAGAUGGCUAGAGAAUUGGUCGAACGCAUUGGUCGACCCCUGGAACUGGAUACAGAUGGUAUUUGGUGCAUGCUUCCAGCUACAUUCCCGGAGAAUUUUGCGUUCACUUUGAAAAAUGGGAAGAAAAUGGCCUUAUCAUAUCCCUGUGUAAUGCUGAAUCAUCUUGUUCAUGGACGUUUCACGAAUCACCAAUAUCAAACACUAAUCGACCCCAAGUCUUUCAAGUACGAAACAACAAGCGACAAUUCGAUCUUCUUCGAGGUUGACGGGCCGUAUAAAGCUAUGAUUCUUCCUGCAUCCAAGGAAGAAGACAAGAAUUUGAAGAAGCGUUAUGCGGUUUUCAAUGACGAUGGAUCUCUUGCAGAACUGAAGGGUUUCGAAGUCAAACGUCGAGGUGAACUCAAACUUAUCAAGAUUUUCCAGACACAAAUCUUUAAAUUCUUUCUAGACGGUGAAGACCUCGCAGAAACCUACCAGUCGGUUGCUCGCGUCGCGAAUAGAUGGCUUGAUGUACUUUAUGAGCAUGGUGCUACUCUAGCAGACGAGGAGCUCAUUGAUUUGAUUUGUGAGAACAGAAGCAUGUCCAAGACUGUCGAGGAGUACGGAGCGCAAAAGUCAACAUCAAUUACAACUGCUAAACGGUUAGCCGAGUUUCUUGGAGAGCAGAUGAUAAAGGACAGAGGUCUCAAUUGUCGUUACAUUAUUUCAUCCAAGCCAAAGAAUGCUCCAGUUACGGAAAGAGCCAUUCCUGUCACCAUCUUUUCUGCAGAAGAAAAUGUUAAGAGAUUCUUCUUGCGCAAGUGGCUCAAAGACGAUCCUAGUGACAUGGAUCCGCGAUCAAUUAUCGACUGGGACUACUAUCUUGAGCGAUUGGGGUCGGUCAUUCAGAAACUGAUCACUAUCCCUGCAGCACUUCAAAAGCUCGGUAAUCCAGUGCCUAGGGUUCAGCAUCCUGACUGGCUCCAGCGUCGCAUUAACACGAGAGAUGACAAGUUUAAGCAGAAGAAGAUGACUGAUAUGUUUGAGAAGAACCCUCUUUCAGAAAAGUCUGCCAAUAUAUUGGAUCACCGCGUGCCUCACAACGCGGACAUGGAAGAUAUGGCAACCCAGACGAUGGAAAAGAAGAAGCUUUCUCCUUCAAGCAAGAUGGUUCAAAAGCGAAAGCUGCCAGAGGGUCCUACGAUAGCAUCACUUGACCCGUAUGCCAGUUUGCCGGCUGUCAUGCCAUCAAUCACAGAAGAUUACGAGGGCUUCAUCAAGUAUCAAAAGCAAAAAUGGAAGAUUCAGAAACAAGCUCGAAUCCGACGACGACAACUUUUUGGAGAGAAGUCCAAGGCAUCAGACUCACUCAGUCACUACUUCCGAAACCAGGCGCAAAUACUAUUUAUCAACACAUGGACAGUAUUGCAGCUCAGAGAGACCGAUGUGCCUGGGGAAGUGCGAGCAUUCGUCCUGAUUGAUCGUAGAGUUCACGCUCUUACCGUCAAAGUGCCUCGGCAACUGUUUAUCAAUUUCAAGGACGAUUCUCUACCGGAGGUUGAGCUUCCCAGCUGUGAAGUAGAGAAAGUGAAUAAUACUCUACCCAACGGUCAUCCGUCCGUCCACCUGUUCAAGCUGACGCUACCAGAGGAUGUUUAUCUGGGAGAGUCUGAGAAAAUGGCUGUCUUGCUCAAUCAUCCUAGUGUUGAGGGUGUCUAUGAACGCAAUGUUCCUCUCGCUCUUCGCGCUGUUAUGAAGCUCGGUAGUACCUGUACUUUUGACGAAAGCCAACGAGGCGUCCUCGGCGAUGGUCUAGAUCGUGGGUUUGACCUGUCAUCUCUAUUGCACACUACCUCCGAGACUCCAUACCUAGAGGGAAUCCCUCUGACAUAUUACUACUUGUAUCACGUCACGUCUGGUGAUCGACAAGUCUUCGCUCUAUUUUCAACUGCGAAGAGUGAGGCUAAUAUCAUCAUCUUGAAUCGCAGCCGGGAUAUGUCAAGUCUACCGAAUAUUGACAAGAUGUACGUGGAACUUCUCGGCCGCAAGAUCGCUGCUGAGUCCGAAGCUUCCACUGGUGCAUUCGAUUACCAGGAGAAGGUACAUUUCAAGACCACCCAAGUGACCACUCUUCGAAAAGCUAUUUUAGAAGUAGGCGACUUGGUGAAGAAAUUACGCAACGAAGAAAGUCAACCUGUGGUAUUUGUCAUUCAGUCGCAACAAAAACGAAAAUUGUGCCAUGAUAUUCCGAUACUGAAGGACUACCCCAUGCUAUCUGUCAAGCCGGAAGUGUCGGACACAGAUAUGCCUCCUCUAGGAUGGCAGUCUUUCAUCGCAAAGCGGUUGUUGACUCACUACCUCUACUUGGGCUCCUGGAUUCAGCAUCUCAAAAUGCUUGCCCGUUAUGGAGACGUUCCUGUUUGCAACUUAGAGAGUGAUGACCCCCGAUACCUGAUAGAUGUUUCGUAUGCGAGACGACUUGAGAAGAGUAAUGUGGUGCUGUGGUGGUCAGCAGGCCCCCGACCCGAUCAUGCUGGCUAUGAGAAAGAUGACAUUCUAGGGUCUCUGGACACGGUGGAAAUGCCUUCUGUCAACGUACCAGGUACUUAUACAACAGUCUCGAUAGAACUCGAAGUACGGAACCUGGCGAUCAACACGAUCCUCACGUCAUCCAUCAUCAAUGAUUUAGAAGGCAGUGAUACACUUCUCGCCUCCACUAAAGAGUCGGCUGAUGGCGUUCUUUAUUCUGAAAAGGCAUUUGCAUCAGCAGGAGUCUUUGUCUUACGAGAAAUGGUCAAACAAUGGUGGUCAGAAGCUUGUACAGGUAAUACCAUGGCCGAUAUCAUGGUUCAACAUUUGGUACGCUGGGUGGAAAGUCCCAGCUCAUGCCUGUAUGACCGGUCUUUGCACUAUUAUGUCCGAAUGAUGUCUCGAAAGUCAUUCCAACAGUUGAUGGGCGACUUCCGCCGUGUUGGUUCAAACGUCAUAUUUGCUAGCCCGACACGGCUGCUGUUGCAAACGACAAAACAAGAAGUCGGAACCGCUUAUGCUUACAGUCAAUACAUUCUGAAAUCUAUCAGAGCCAACCCGAUAUUCCAUUUUAUCGACCUGGAACUUAAGGAGUAUUGGGACUUUUUGGUGUGGUAUGAUGAAUUCAACUACGGAGGUAAAGGCUGCCAGGAAGUUGUUGAGGCAGAAUCUCAACAGCUAGACACGAUUAUGCAUUGGCAGAUGAAUCGAUUUUUGCCAAACCCUAUGCAGCAGGUCUUCAACGAUUGGGUGAUUGAAUACAUCGACUUGAUGCAUGGCCUUAAACGAGGUGAUGAAGGGGAUGAAGAUAGCUCAACUCCGCGCCUCACCCAAAUACCGAUCAAGUCUUUGACCGAAACUACAGACGAUGAAGUGACUAAUUUUCUCACUGAUAAAUUUUCUAAGCCUCUCAAAAAACAGAUUGUCGGUCUGAUUCGUCGACAACGAGAUGAGCUUCUUCAUCCUGAGCUUGCAUCAGACUACGAUUUCCCGGUAUUACCUGGAGCUCUGGUGGACCCCAACACGGAGAAUCGCAAUGCCGUACUAGAGCUCGUGAAGGCACUGAUGCAAGUCCUCAGCUUGUCAAAAACCACGACGUUAGAAACGCGUAUUCUACGGCGUGAGCUCCUAGCGUUAUUUGAAGUCCGUGAGUUCAGCAAAGAGGGCCGCUUUGAGAAUCCAAGUGCCAGCCUGAAGUUGCCGGAGUUGACAUGCAGCGCUUGCUGUUUGAUCCGUGACUUGGAUCUCUGUCGAGACGAGGACAUUCUUCCCGACCCAGACACGGAUGGUAAAAAGACAGCCCCUAAAGCCUGGCGCUGUCCCUUUUGUCAAACAGAAUAUGACCGCCUGGCUCAAGAAGAGCGACUCGUUGGAGAAGUGCAUGGCGUGAUAGUCUCGUGGCAGGCGCAGGAUCUCAAGUGCUCCAAAUGCAACAGUCUCAAGGUCAGCGCUUUUAUGGAACAUUGUUCCUGCAGUGGCAAGUGGAUGACCACCUUGGACAGAAAUGAGAUUCAGAAAAAGCUACGUGUCAUGCUCAGCGUUGCCAAAUACCAUGACCUGAAGCUUCUUGAGGGAGUCUCGGAGGAGGUGUUACAGAGAAUGUGA